GUACAACGAGAACCCUCCGACUCCAUUCCAUGCUCAACGCCCAGCAAUCGAUCAUGGUUCAACAUCCUACGCUUCCAAUUUCAACAAUAUGACUUUCAUGUCAUUCCUUCGUGAUGAGCGCGUCAUUCUCGUGGGCAUCGGUGCCGCUACGUUCGGCUUGGUCACUAUGAUGACCCAGAUGCUGACGUACAUUCGCGACGACAACGAAGUCAAGGUCACACCUCCGAAGACGCAGUACAUCACUCAAGAAACAGAGGAUGCGCUCGGUCUCGAUACUCUCGACAAACUUCUAUGUCAUCCUAAUUUCUCCAUACGCGACGUCGCCAUCAAGAUCCUCUGCGACCGCGCUGUCAACGAUCCCGACACUGUCCGGCACUUGCUGUACGGGAUCACGAGACCGGACUAUGAUACUCGUAUGAAGAAUCUUCGUGCUUUGGCAACAUUGACAGGACAGACUAAUGACUUCGCAGAGGGCCUCUCAAAGCUGCACACAUGGAGAGCAUACACUGCCCUUGUCAGAUCUCUGGAGUUGAGCCUAGACGACGUGGAGCAAGCCAAAUUGGACGACAAGUACUGGGACGAAUACUAUCUCCGCGAUAUGGCUGAACGGUUCUGCCUCAUGUUCGUCCUCGAGCUCAUCACUAAGUACGGUGCGGAUAUGUUGGUGAAGGCCAGGUUCGUGGAGAAAUGGCUAGCCAAGCAGCAUUGGGGAGACGACGAAGCGGAACGGCAGGAGAACUUUACCUAUUACAUGGAGCACAAGAACAACCGCAUCGUCGACAUUGUUACGAGGAUCGCGCAUACAACGCAGGGGGCACAGGCAAUUCUCGCCUGUGGCCUCGUCUCCAAAACCAGGCCCGGUAUAAACCCUGAUCCUAACCUCUCUGGCUUCACCGUUGUGUUGCAGUCCACGCUGUGCAACGUGGACAACGUGGACGGCGACGAAGAAGGACUACAGACAGUGGGCCAAGUGCCCCGUGCGCAAGAGCAUUCGGCCGAGGAACAACGUCUUAGGCGCCAACACCGCGAGGCAAUGGUAUUCAACGAUGGCACACGCCCCAUUGGAAGGGAAGACAUCAUUGAGAGAAAUCAAGAUUCACCGACUUGAACGGACCCCACCCACUAGAUGAUGGUCGAAGCAAGCUGCAGAUUUGUUGAAUAAUGUCCGCCGCGGACUACAUGUGUUGUUGCUGUGUGGAAUGCAGGGUGAGCACGAAGGCAUAAAUGUGACUUGGAGGCGCGAAAGUCGCAUAGCCCGUGGAAGAGAACAGCAGGGAACAGGGAACACCCCACAUUCGUAUCAACGUGAACUGCGCAGCACCUUCAUGCCGGCUGGAAGUUGUGGACUCCAAGCGCGUGAAAGGGGCAGCAGAUACAGAUACACAGCAUCCGCAUUCUGCUACAUCGGGAGACGAGAAGUCCAUCCAGCAGCAGCACGAAACCCAAAGUCGGUUGGUGGCGACACCUGCAGUAGGUUGGCAGAGACCACUGACACCAAUACCUAAUAGAGAUGAAAGAGAGAGAUCGAAUGCAUUCCAUUGAUUGCUACGUCCUGGGCCGCCAUCGGCGCUGAUCAGUUCCGAUUUCGACGCGCUCGUACAAAGCAUGCCCUUGAGGCGUCAAUCUUGUUCAAUUGCUCGUUCUGUCCUAAACGAGUUCGAAUUUGCACAUCCCGGCACUCCAAUUUAGCGUUUUGAGGUAUUGUCCACGUGGCUAGCAGCCCGCCAGGUACGGAUUCGGAGAUUCGGCUUGCCCCGCCGUUCUGGAAGCUCAGUCUAAACCCCAGCUUGUCCUUGAUCCCGAUUCUCUUGUCCUCUGCCCUCUUGCCAGGACUUUCAGCUCUAGCAUGUGGAUAACGGC
This is a messenger RNA of Colletotrichum destructivum, 1860 nucleotides long. RefSeq lists its product as uncharacterized. The coding region runs from base 89 to 1108 and encodes 339 amino acids. The record is from RefSeq and is a predicted model, not a curated record. Lineage: Eukaryota; Fungi; Ascomycota; Sordariomycetes; Glomerellales; Glomerellaceae. The transcript is spliced from 2 exons.